GGACAACUCCCAGAUGGCGCUGAAUGCUCUAGCUCGGUUCUUUGAGCAUGCGCGGGUUACAGCAACAGACCACAUGACCGGUCACAUGACACAGUACGCUGACGUCACAUCCGGUUUGCGCUCCGCAACGCAGACGUGUCUGGCGUCUCAGCGUUCAUCACAACGAUGCCUGCUGCCGGGGAGACAAUAUGUCUACUUACAACAUCCGUCUUUACAAGGAAUCCGACCGCCGUAUGGUCCGGGAGAUCUUUCUGUCCGGUUGUUACGAGCACAUCCCUGCAACUUUCUACUGUGCCCUAAGGCAGCCUCAGUGCUGGCUCCUCCUGAUGGCCGGACUCUUCCUUCCUCUGGUCACUACCGGAUCCUUUGCCUACUCCAUCUUGGGUGGGAUUGGUGCCUUGCUUAUGUUAUGGAUCCCCGGUGGUGUUUUCUUCAUUGCUCAUGCCAAGUGGGGUCUGGCCGGAGAUCUGAUGGACAUAAGAAAAUAUUAUCUUGAGAGGGAAGGUUACUGCUUCUGGGUGGCAGAGUUAGAAGGAGAAGUUGUGGGCACAGUGGCCGCCAUUCCAUAUAUUACUCCCUAUGAGAAGAACGUGGAGCUGAAGAGGAUGUUUGUAGCCAGUCACCACCGAGGCAAAGGGAUCUCGAAAUUGUUAUGCAGGACGCUGAUUGACUAUGCACGGAAAAGUGGGUGUAAUGCGAUCAUCCUUUCCACCACUUCAGUACAGUCUACCGCAAUGAGGAUGUAUGAAACAAUGGGCUUCAAGCCUUCAGACCCAGGUAUACACAAUAGUGUACUCCAACUCAUCGGAAUGUUUUGGGUUGGGUUCAGAUACGAUAUCUCCUCCCGUUAAUGAUCCUCUACAGUUGUCUUCCUCGUUCAGAUAUUGCAAAAAAAUUUAAAGGGUUGAAAUCUACAUUACUGUAUCAGAUGAAUGAUGCCAAGGUCACAUGAACUUCCCAGAGUCAAUGGUUAUGGGAGACAUCCGUAGUCCAGCCACCCUCUACCAGGAGAAGGGCUGGACCCAAACCAGUUUGUUUACCAGGCCUGGCUUUUGCCAAAACACCAUCUCAUAACCCAUCUUUUCUAGACAUUCCUAUAUCAAGAAGUGUCAUUUCUAGGUAAACCAACGCACUCUUACUGUUCCAGUCAAUGCUGUGAGAAUAAAGUGCUCAAGUCUUCAUCUCCAAGAAGGACUUUUCCAUCUAAGACAGAGUAGAAUAUGUGGUAGCCUGGUGGGGGUGUAGGGUAGUUGGGGUGUUGCUGUAGUAUAUGAGGGGUUCAUUUAACCCUUGUCACUCGUGACGCCAGGGUGGGGGUUAAAACUCUGUAGUGAUGCUGGGCCUAUCGCCACCCUUCCCAACAGCAAUAGGUAAGUGUAAAAUAAAUGGACUGUCCACCGCAGUGCUGAACUUAAAACUUGCAGGAACUUUACUGAAGAUUUUCUGUACAUGCAGUAUCGAUAACAGUCCAUAUAACAGAGUCUACAUAGACAGCACAGCAGUGACUGACAGUUUCUUGGGACCGGGAAGUUCUCUUAAGAUUAGGAGGAUUGUCUUUGCAUAGAUCCACUGGAUUUAGGGGUUGGAUUAGGUCCAGUAGAUAGCGGGGAAUUUUACGAACUAUCCAUCUCUAGCGCAGGCCUAGGCCGCAAGGCUUUGGCCUAGUAAUUGUCUUGAAAGCUGCGGAGGUCCUACCUCGUCCAGAGUCAGCAACCCAAGAGCAAUGAUGCUGCUUGCUUGGCAGCGCAGGAACAAGAGAGAGAGAUAAAAUGGCGCAGCUCCCUUAUAUUGGCAUGGGCUGGCUGUUUUGCAUUGGUCCAUAUCAGCUGUCACUCACCGUUACAAUGGAUUGG
Messenger RNA from Hyla sarda, 1853 nucleotides. Its product is annotated as putative N-acetyltransferase 8B. Gene Ontology annotation, molecular function: N-acetyltransferase activity. The transcript has 3 exons. Bases 189 to 851 code for a protein of 220 amino acids. NCBI's taxonomy places the organism in Eukaryota, Metazoa, Chordata, Amphibia, Anura, Hylidae. The record is from RefSeq and is a predicted model, not a curated record.